AUGAUUUCCACGUCACUUCAAUUUUUGUCCAUCGAAUGCUAUUGUUAUGGACUCAAUCAACUUGCUCGUCUCUUUCAAAAUACUCCUUGUCUUCGACAUCUUUGUAUAUUACUCGCGGAUAAUUCGGCUGAUCAACCACUAUCAUUUGCAAUUCCAUCAAUGAUCUCAUUAAAACUCUCUGUUUACGGGUCAUUAUCAACAAUGACAAAUCUUUUGAAAAAUAUGCCUAAUUUACGUAAGUUGAUAGUGAAAACUGAUGAUGUGAUUAUGAAUGGACAUCAAUGGGAGCGAAUUAUUGUCGAUUAUUUACCAAAGCUAAAAAUAUUUCAACUUAAAAUGAUAUUUCGUCUCAAUGAUAAUGAAAACAAGGAACAACGAGUUGAUGAACUACUCCAUUCAUUUCGAACUCGGUUUUGGCUCGACGAACGUCAAUGGUAUGUUCGAUGCGAUUGGGAUCGAUGUGAACAAUGCGAUAAAAACAAUAUUCAUCUCUACACACUGCCCUAUGCUUUUCAGUACUAUUAUUUUCAUGAUUCGAACGUCAAAACAAAAUCAACUUGUCGUCAAGAUGAUGAUUAUUCAUCCUAUGAUCAUGUUCGUACUCUUGGAUACGAGCUUAUUUCAGCUAGUGAUCGAGUACUGCCUCACUUUUGCUUCUCGUACCUAAACAACCUCGAUCUCCAUCUUCCUUUCGAUAACAAUUUGUUGCAUAUCAUUCCAAAAUUCGAUCAAUUAACUUCACUACAAGUAGCACCGUAUCAUGCUGAUCAUGAUUUAGAUCCCCAAUGUCAAUUGCAAGUUUUACUUGAUCGAGCACCUUGUCUCAACUCGUUGACAUUCAAGAAUUGGCCACCGUCGUCUAAACAGAUGCCACCCUAUAACUAUUUGAAUAAGUCGAUUCGUCAGCUUAAUUUACAAGAUGUUGAUCGAGAGUACAACAGUCAACAAUGUACUGUAUUGAGUUGUUCACCAUUGGGUAUUAAGUGUGAAGUAUUGUCAAUCGCAGUUGAGAAUCGCGAAAGUAUACUUGAUCUGAUCGAUACGAUGACCAAUCUUCGAGCUUUAAAUGUUAUAUGCCGAGAUGAUACAUGGAAAGAUGACGACAAUAGUCAAUUAUCGCCCGUUGAAGACGAACUUGUCGACUGGUUGAAACAACAUUUACCAUCUUCAUGCAUGAUCGCAAGAACCGAUGAUGGUGUCUAUAACAAUGGACUGAUUUGCUACAGAUCUAUUCGUCUGUGGAUCCGAUAAGUUAUGAAAUAAGAAAAAACGAUCAAUUGAACACAUGUUGCAUUGUUAUCUACGAGAUGAAUUUUUCGAUCAGACAGGAAAACAAAACGAAAACUGCUGAAAUCAUCGUUUUUUUUUUGCACAGAUAAAGUAUUGAUUGCUUUAUAUUUAUCAUUUCUAAAAGUUUAACACAAUAAAACAUAUUAUUGUUAGUUGUAACUCGGAUUGAGCGAGACACUGUCUCGUCUUUUCCAGCUAAUAUUGAGAAUAUUGAAAUUGUAAGCUAGACGAUAGAAUCAAAUGCCUGAAACGAUUCGUUUUUCUUAUCUGUGAUCGAUGAUCAGACAGAUAUCCACAUCCACACUCACACCCAGGCCUACCCGUAGACAAAAUUUCAGAUCGAAGUACCGUCAUUCGAUUUGUUAGUUUAUACCAUGCUAUAGGCUAAAAUUCGAGUAAAAUGGCUAUAAGUCUGGAGAAAAGGUCUAUGAGCUCUUAUCCUUUUGGAAUUCUUCAUACCUCGCUGGGAUCUACCUUAUGCACAGAGUUCAAACUCAAAAACGAUUAAUCACUUGGGGUAAUUCUCUUGUAAGUGUAAAUCGAAAUCAAGAAAAUGUCACUUUUUGUCCAUUUCAAUGCAAAAGUAAAUAUUGUUUACUUAUGUUAAUCUAAACAUAAAGCUAGUAUAAAAAAUGGUUCAACUUAAUAAUUUUAGUUGAUCAAUUGGCCGUUGAGUUGAUCGAUAAUGUACUCAUUUGAUGAGGAUUCCAUUGAAUUCAUCAUUGGGCUUGCGUUUUUCACCAUGCUACAAUCUUUUUUGGCAGAAUGUUGUGAAUUAAGAAACAUACUAAUGUACUCCUUAUAUCGUAGUUCAAUGUCAUCCAAAGUCAUUUCAUAAUCGUUGAGCGUGUAGAAAUUACGACCCUGCUUACCCUGAGGAUUAUCAUGUAGCCAAGCAAGCAUAGCCGUUUCAAACUCUUCUGACCAUGCAAGACCAAAGUGAUCGUAAAUACGAUGAACUGUAUCGAUCGGGUGGGCAAAUAAAUCCUCGUAUUGUACGUCAAAACAAGAAAUAUGUUGAUGAUUACGUCUAAAUUUUACAAGACGAUGAAUUGAAGUAUCCAUGAAAUGUAAUGUUCGUUUUACAGCUGUCUGAAUGUUGACUGCUGAAUCAGCCUUGUUCAAAUCGAAAUAGAUACUAGUGAAAGCAGUCAUUAGGCGACAGAACGAUGCUAGUACAUGAUCAAGUUGACGAUGGAUCAUGAUAAGCAUGG
Rotaria sordida is the source of this 2504-nucleotide messenger RNA. Lineage: Eukaryota; Metazoa; Rotifera; Eurotatoria; Philodinida; Philodinidae. The record is from the annotation of a GenBank genome assembly.